Messenger RNA from Annulohypoxylon maeteangense, 1285 nucleotides. RefSeq names its product DUF1917-domain-containing protein. The transcript has 3 exons. Bases 128 to 1048 code for a protein of 306 amino acids. The record is from RefSeq and is a predicted model, not a curated record. NCBI's taxonomy places the organism in Eukaryota, Fungi, Ascomycota, Sordariomycetes, Xylariales, Hypoxylaceae.
AUAUUAAUUUUCACACAGCCUACCUACCUAGUACCUAAUACUACCCUAUUUGUGGCUAAGUACCACACUAGAAACUUCGUGUAAUACAAACAUUCUCUUAGAUAAACUUAUAAAACGCAGCCUUGUCAUGAGUUCCGACGAUUCUGAUUUCUAUGGAGACGACGACAUUAUGGCAGACCUAAAAGCCAAAGUGAGAGACUUCGAUCCCGAGACCUGGUGGGGGGAACACGGGGAUGUCAAUACACCACUAAGGAUCCAAGCACAGAGUGAAGAUGUUGAAAUGAAAGACGUAUCCAAUCUUCACAACCCAUAUGCCGGCUUGGAAUACGCAUGGCAGCUCACAGAGACGAUCGAAGCGUUCUUGGAACGUGUUCCACCAGCAACUACUGACGCAACUCCUAAGAAUCCAUGGAUUUGGGUUUGCAAUCCGUAUAUCAGCCGCAAGAAGAAGAGCGAGUCAUUGAAUCAGCACAUCCGUGGCUGCGAAGACGAAGCACCCGAGGAAGAAGGCGCGGACCUACCCCGUGUUGUCGAGGGUGGAAUGGCGAGGCUCCAUUUCGUAUCCGAGUACAUUAACAUGUGCAAGAACUCCGGCAACGGGCCAGCCUUCAUCGCCCGAGAAUGCCGGACAGCCGGCGUGGACGCGGCAAAGGAUAUCCUCAACCUUGCGAAAGCCCACCACGUGAGAUGCGGCAAAUGGAUGUUGUUCUGCAACACUUUCGAGGUCAACGAGAUCUGGAAGAUCAUCGCCAAGGCAACCAUUAAUAAUGAGCUGGGGAUAGGCGCCAAGGUCGCGCCACGACAGACAACCGAUAAAAGGACUGAGCGGCUCAUCUGUGUCUACACCGCCGAUUUCAGCGACACGCAAGACGUCAAGAGAGUCGCGGAGAAAUUGAAGAAGCUUGGGCUUGUUCAGGCCCAUGACAGACCAUUGUACUAUAAACCAGACGUAUACACAUAUUUGGGGAUAGCACAUGGAAAUCCAUGGGAGAUUAGAGCUUCCAUCUAUGACACCAAAACUAUGCUAAAGACAGGGAAAUGGACGUAGUCUUAAGAAAAGUGGAAACUGAUAUAAAUGUUCCCGGGAGGAAUAACUGAAUUUUCGAGAUACCCUUCGCUCCAAGAGUUCGCUUCCAAUGUAUGAUCAGAAACCUCGAGGAGUAUAGGGGCACUGCCUAGGUAGUUCAUGUGUGUAAGCUAAACAGAAACUCAAUGCUUACUUGCCGACCUCAUAACGCCGCCGAUGCAAUGAAUAUCCACGCUACCACCUCGAACCCUAAUGCCU